AUGGCUGAGGCGGAUACAGAGCUUGCUCUCUACAAUUUUACUUUCACCGACCAAUCCGCAUACGUUAUUUUUCUGCCCUAUCGAGAUGGGCCUCUCGAUUCGCAAUGGAACGUGUCGUACUCUCAGAGUGCUCAAGAUGACUGGUCAUACAGCAACAAUCUUGGGAAGGGGAUAAGCUCGCACAAAACAACUCUAGUAGGCGCGUCCGUGGAGCUUAGUUGGACAGGAACCGGAGUGUGGAUCUAUGGCACCGGCGAUCGAGCAGCAUAUACUGUCCAAAUCGACUUCGAUCCUGCGGUUUUAGGACAAGGGGAUAACGAGGGUGUUCUCUUCACUCAGACGAACCUCACGUAUGGUCCUCAUGAUCUGACGCUUACUGUACUCAACUCUCUCAUCUCCAUUACUGGUGUAAACAUCACCGUGGGACUUGGAGAUUCAGGGACUGUCCUUCAAGCUCGCAAUAUCCACGGAAUGCUCACGGGCACGACAGCUGUAAACCCAUUCUUUACUGUGGACGAGACUUGGUCCGUUGUCGAUCUAUACGCGAACCAGUCCGCGAGCUACCCAUGCAUUGCAACAUACACCUCCGGUGCAAUGUUAUCGUUUACGCUCAACGCGACGGUGGGGUUUGAAAUCUACGGCAGUGAUGAUUGGUAUCAGGGCCUCUUCACGGUCACUGUGACUUCGUCUGGUGGUACUUCUGCUGUGGCGUCUGUACCGAACAACACAAUCCAGUAUAGUCCGCGCUCCGGCUGGACUGCACUGAACCAGUUGAAGUACCUCGCGACGGGAUUGGAUAACAGGGAAACAUACAACGUACAAGUUCAAAAUUUGGGAAACACGUUCAACCUUGCAUCUGUCAUAGCAUAUGAUGCAGUCCCCAGGAGAAGAGCACGUAACGCGCGUGACUAUCCGCCUUCACCAGAGAUCUAUCCGCAACCAGAAGCGCUCGUCCAACCUGUUCCUCCUCUCUCCAAGUCAGAAUUAUCAUCAACACUGGACUCGACGGCUCUUUACAGCUCCAGCGCAGAUGGAGACCUGCAUGCUCCCGUACCGAUUGUCCAGAAUCCCGAUGUGGCUUCAAACAUGUUUGAUAGGGUCGGCUCCGCAUUUUACGAGAGGGAUGGAGGGCCACUCAUUUUACCUCCAAGGAAGGCCAGCACGCAUCGCAAGAAGUGCAUCAGCCGCCAACGCGUAGACCCCUGCCUCCUAUUCCUACUGUGA
This is a messenger RNA of Postia placenta MAD-698-R-SB12, 1224 nucleotides long. RefSeq lists its product as hypothetical. Lineage: Eukaryota; Fungi; Basidiomycota; Agaricomycetes; Polyporales; Adustoporiaceae. The transcript is spliced from 6 exons. The coding region runs from base 1 to 1224 and encodes 407 amino acids. The record is from RefSeq and is a predicted model, not a curated record.